Molecule: messenger RNA, 11988 nt
Organism: Culex quinquefasciatus (southern house mosquito)
Lineage: Eukaryota; Metazoa; Arthropoda; Insecta; Diptera; Culicidae
Biological process (GO): regulation of transcription by RNA polymerase II
Cellular component (GO): nucleus
Molecular function (GO): zinc ion binding; protein binding; DNA-binding transcription activator activity, RNA polymerase II-specific
Source: RefSeq, a predicted model, not a curated record
UCUCGCCGGUGGGAUCAAACGUGUUUCUCGCGUCGUGCCUCGGAUAUCUACCCCAACAGUACAGUGCAGUGUGUUCUUGUAGUGACUUGUCCCAGUGUUCUUUGUACGGAGUCCCUCUCACUCACUCUUUAAUGGGCGUUAUCUCGUCCGAUGUCGAGAAGAUCUAGUAGGCGCACCCGUGAAGCGAAAUCAGCAAUAAUGGUAGUGAAGAAGAAAGGAACCAUGGGCACCAUGGCAACGGCAGACAAACAAACCCGCGGUGGAUCCAGCUCGGCGAAGCCUACUACUAGAUCCCAACCCGCCAUGGACCGCCACUCCGACUCGUCCCAGGAACCGAUGGACAUCAGCUCGUCGAUCAAUCGCAGCGGCACCAGUACCGACGCGAACAACUCCACCCUCAACAGCUUGCUGCUGCUGAACAAAUCCCGCCAGACGGCGGCCGAGUCGUCCGACAAUGUCGACUCGGACUCGGAAGAGCAGCAGGCCGGAGGUCGUCACCUGCGGCACCAGCGGGCGCAGAACCUCCACGCUCUGAUGGACAACAUGCUGCGCCGCAAGUUCCACAGCAUGAACAACAACAAUUACAGCGGCACGGAAAAGCGAUCACCGCCGACGCUACUCCAGCAGCACCUGUCGGCGGGUAGCGAAACCAACAACAACAACCAGACGUCAGAAGCGAACUCGGAAUAUGUCUGUCCAAUCUGCAGCACCGUGUCCGCGACCAAGCACGACUUUACCGAGCACAUCCGGUCGCACAACAACAGCGGCAAGGCGGCAGCGGAAGCCGGCACCACCGAGUUUGUGUGCAAGAUCUGCUCGAAGGUGCUGUCGUCGGCUUCGUCGCUGGAUCGGCACGUGCUGGUGCACACCGGGGAGCGCCCGUUCAACUGUAAGUACUGCCAGCUGACGUUCACGACGAACGGGAACAUGCACCGGCACAUGCGAACCCACAAGCAGUCCGAGCGGGAGAGUUACGAGAGUGACGCGUCGACGGACAGUGGAGGUGGGAGCAGCUCGGGGAUGUCGAACAAUAACAACGGGAGUUAUGGGAAUAACUACGAUGGGGAGGGGAAGCGGAAGAACAGUGACGAGAACGUGCACUACAAGCGGAAGAUCCGGACGAUCAACAACAAUCACUUGUUGGAUGGGAGUGUGACGGAGGGUGUGCAGAAGUUCUGCUGUCCGGUUUGCAUCCGGAACGACUUUUCGAGCAUGGUUAGUUUGGAGAACCACAUGGAUCGGGAGCAUCCGCAGAUUCCGGCCAAGUGCCGGCACUGCGAUGUGGUGUUCAAGAGUUACAAGGCGUUGAAUGCGCAUCGGUGCGGAAACAACAACUACCAGAACAUAACGCCGGGGUUUAAGGACCUGACGUUUGUGGACUUUUCCAGUGAAAAGUUCCCGCUGAUUGCGAAGAGCGUGUGCGAGCAGAGCAUCCGGACGCCGGUGACGAGUCAGAAGUUCGAGUGCUCCAAGUGCUACCGGGCGUUCCCGUGCUCGAAAACGCUCGACAUGCACACCAAGGACUGCGGAGUGUCCGAGUACGGAAGCAGCCCGACCGAGAAGCGCAAGUGGAAGACCAGUGAAGCUUCGUCGGAGGACGACCUCAAGCGGGACGACUUCUUCGCCAACCUGGACCUCCAGAACAAGUCCAUGUCGACGAACAUGAGCUCGAACGUGUCGGAAGCGCCAACCACGCCCUCCUCGCUGGACAAGUCGUUCUCCUCGCCGAUCAUCAAACAGGAACCGAACUACUACCACCACAGCGGUUCUACCUAUCCACAACAGCAAGACACCAAAGAUCUCGCGGACAUCCAGUCGAUCAUCAACGUUACCUCGUCCGGUGGCUUCUUCCGGCAGCAGCUGGACAAGGACCCGUACCCCAAACAGGAGGAGGAGGAAGCGCAGGACGCGUUCACGUCCGAGUUCCGCAAGAUGAAGCUCCGGGGCGAGUUCCCGUGCCGCCUUUGUACCGCUGUAUUCCCGAACCUGCGUGCCCUCAAGGGUCACAACCGCAUUCACGUGUCCGCCUCCGGACCCGGUCCGUACCGCUGUAACAUGUGCCCGUACCUCAUCAACGACAAGGCUACCCUGAUCCGGCACAUGCGAUCCCACAACGGCGAUCGGCCGUACGAGUGCGCCCUCUGCAACUACGCCUUCACCACGAAGGCUAACUGCGAGCGGCACCUGCGGAACCGUCACGGACGGACCACUCGUGAUGAGGUCAAACGCGCCAUCAUCUACCACCCCUCGGAGGACUCGUCCUGCGAGGAUCCUCUCAAAAAGCUGCAAAUGUUCAACACUCCCCCAACCGACUUUGAUCGCGAUCUGGAUGAUCACCCCUCGGACCGAAGCACUCCCGUUUCGCACCUCAAGGAGAUGCUCAUGCCCGUUCCGAUGAGUCUGGUGACCAAGAUUGACAAUACGCCGGUUCCCACCACCCCAGCCAAGAUCCAGGUCAAGAGUCUGGAGAAGCUCAACCAGUUGACACCUCCGCAGGAGCAGGACUACGACAAGGAGCCGGAAACCGGAAACCCCCAUCGCCAAACCUAUGGAUCUCAGCAUGGAGCGCUGGACCUGAGCAAGAAGGCGGAACCUCCGAUGAUCACCCGUCGACUGGAGCACGACGCCGAUUCGGACCAUCCCCGAUCGGAAGACGACGAUCACGACGCGGAAGACGAGGACGAGGACGAAGCGCAGCUUCGCCAACCAGCCAAGAUCCCGAAGCUGGAUCUGUCCCUGCUCGAGAAGAACCAGCAGCAGCUGCUGAUGCAGCAAAAGUUCUUCAGCGAAGCCCUGUCCAAGAUGGACCCCGCGCACUACUUCCAGCUGAGCCAGCUGUACAGCCGCUUCCAGCUGCCAACGUUCCCGCUGCAUCCGCUGUUCCUGCAGAACCCGCUGCUGCGUGCCCCCGGCGCACUCGGUGACUAAAACUUCUUCCCCAAAGAGUUCCCCAUGUUGCCACAAAUGUCCGGCGGCAGCCUCAUCGGCAACCCGUUCCACUCGCCCUCGGAAUCGCCCAAGAGCGUCGUUCCGGAACCGCAGUCCUCCGCACCCGCUCCUCCCUCCGCCAGUCCGGUUCCUCCGCCGAAACACACCUACCAUGCUCAACCCGCGCCACAGAGUUUGCCAAAGGUGCCGCAGGCACCGCCGUCGCAGCACCACCAUCUCCACCACCAGAUGCCUCAGGUUCCGCAACAAAUCCCGCAACCCCCUCCGCCACCACCCUCGCAAAUGCCCCCCAUCCCACUGGGAAACGGCCCCGUCAAGAUGGUCAUCAAGAACGGCGUCCUGAUGCCGAAGCAGAAGCAGCGUCGCUACCGCACCGAACGCCCCUUCGCCUGUGAGCACUGCUCGGCCCGCUUCACGCUCCGCUCGAACAUGGAGCGCCACAUCAAGCAGCAGCAUCCGCAGUUUUGGUCGCAGCGUCAGCGCGGCGGUCACCACAUGAUGCGGGAGGGCGAAGCAGCGCAGCGGCUUCAGCUCCGCAGUUCCUCCGCACCACCAAAUGGCAGCCGCUUCGGCGGCAUCUCAGAACAGGUCAAGUACGCCAUCUUGGCGCAGCAAUCGAGCAAGGGAGGUCAGGUUGGCGGGGGCGGCAGCAGCAUGCUGCAGAACAUCAUUGCUCAAGGACAGAACCCGUUCGGGCUGCAUCCGGCGCAGAUGAUGGCGGCGCAGCCGCGUGCUGACAACCACCAUCACGUCAACAACGGGCACGGAGCGGACGACGAGGAGGAGGAGGACGAGCGCGAGCUCGUCAUCGAUGAGGAGUUCCACGCGGAAGAUUUGACCAAGGGCAACGAGAGCGAGGACGAGGAGGAGCCGGAGGAAGAGGUUGUGGAGCCGAAGCGGGAGAGUCCCGUCUUCCAGCACCACAUCCUGAAGCAGAAGCUGGAGGAGACGAAGGAGCAGCGACAGCAGGCGGCCAAGGCCGUUGCCGACGGGAUUCUCGAACAGGCCAUGCGUCAGCGGAAGGAGCAGGAAGCUGCUGCAGCAGCUGCUGCCGCAGCUCCAACCCCCGCCAAAGCCGACAACAAGGAGGAAGCGGACCUGGUGCCGGUGGCCAAGCUCGUCGACAACGCCACCAACGUCGCGUUCGAGAACUACUUCAGCAGACCUGAGGUUCCGCUGUCGCAGGACCAGAGCGACGAGGAGGGUCUGGUCGCGUCGGGGUCCGCCUCGAGAGCAACAACCGGCACGGACGACCCGCACCCGCUGUCGGCGCGCGAGCAGAACAAGAAAAAGUCCGCGUACAGCCUGGCGCCGAACCGGGUCAGCUGCCCGUACUGCCAGCGGAUGUUCCCGUGGUCCAGCUCGCUGCGGCGCCACAUCCUGACCCACACCGGCCAGAAGCCGUUCAAGUGCUCGCAGUGCACACUGCUCUUCACCACCAAAUCCAACUGUGACCGGCACCUGCUGCGCAAGCACGGCGACGUCGAAACGGCCAUGUCCAUCCCGGUGCCGAUUGACGAUCUGCUCGAUCAGCCGGAACCGGUUCCGGUAGCUGUCGCCGAAGCCGCCAUUGCCAACAAAUCCAAAGCCACACCGCCGUCGUCGCGUCCGGUCAGUCCCAAGCCUGCUCAAAAAGAUGACGAAGAAGAAGAGGACGAGGAGGAGGAGGACGAGGAUGAAGACGAUCAGGAAGAGGAGGUUGAGGAGCCGCCGACCGUGAAAGCGCUGCAAGCGCCGGAGGGAGAGGAACCUGAACCCAUUCCAUCGCCGGAGCCAAAAAUCAAGCUGGAGGAGCCGGAGGUUGCGACCGCCGACGAGAACAGCUGCUCGAUCCCGCCGAUUGCGUCGGAUCUUCCCUUCAAGUGCCACCUGUGCGAGAGUUCGUUCGCUGACCGGGUUAGCUGUCUGGACCACAUCAAGGGGGCGCACGUGGCGGAGUUUGCCCUGCUCAUGAACAAGGUCACGCUGGAGGCGGAGCGAAGCGCCGUCCGGCUCGCCGGACGACGACGAAAGUGGCGAGGGCGGCACUCGGGGCAAGUUCCCGACUAUGCCAAUCGGAAGGUAAUUUGCGCCUUCUGUCUGCGUCGCUUCUGGUCGACGGAGGAUCUGAGGCGGCACAUGCGCACCCACUCGGGCGAGCGGCCCUUCCAGUGCGAGGUGUGCCGGCGCCGGUUCACGCUCAAGCACAGCAUGUUGCGCCACCAGCGCAAGCACAAGUGUUCGACGGGUGGCGCGCAGCGGCGAACCGGUUCCGAGGACGGCAGCGACGACGAGUCGGAAGCGCCGCCGGUUGCCGUGACGCGAUCAUCGAAAAUGUCCCGGCUGGGGCCCAACUCGGCGGACCUGAUUGGGAACCUGCUCGGCAUCAGCGACCAGGGCAUCCUGAACCGGGUGCUGCUCGGGUCGGCCUCCGAAGCGGCCAAACUGCUCGGCGUGGAGAACAACGUGUGCUCACCACCAGAGGUCUCCCGCGUUCCCGAGCGUCGACCAAGUCGACGAACGCCGCGUUGUUUACGGCUGUCAAGCUUUCUGGUGAUUACUGCGCAAGGUCACUCGCCCGGCCGGGACAGCCCGAUCAGCUUGUCCGGAUCGGCUGGUUCCGGUUCGCGGCACUCGACUGCCAGCUUGGACUCGGGCCGGGCUUCGUCGUACCUGACGGGUGCGUCCACCUCUUCGAAUCGAAGCGGUAACGGAGGCUACGGAACGCUUUCGUCGCCGCGAUGUUCGGUCAGCUCGUGCUCGAUCGGAUCGGGGAACCACCGGUUGAGCAACCACUCGAACCGAACCGAUCACGACAUCAUCUCCGAGUGGCUGAUGGAGAUUCACUUCCACGAGUACACGUAUCUGUUCCUGGAAGCGGGGUACGAUCUGUCGACGAUCGCGCGAAUGACUCCGGAGGAUUUGACAGCGAUCGGCAUCAAGCAGCCGACGCACCGAGAAAGACUGAAGCGGCACAUUGACACGCUGAAGCUGCCGGAUGCGUUGCCGAACUACGUGCCGGGUUCGAUCGACGAGUGGUUGCGUCUGCUACGGCUUGAGGAGUACGUCCAGCCACUGCUAGCGCAGGGGUACGUAACGGUGAACGACGUUACACAGCUUACGUGGGAAGAUCUGGAAGACAUCGGCAUCGUGAAGCUGGGUCACCAGAAGAAGAUCCUCCUGGCGAUCAAACGCGUCAAAGACAUCAUCAGCGGAAAGCUGGGCGGAGGAGGCCAAUACGCUACGGUCCCGUUGCCACAGGCUACAACAGCUGCCUUGCACUGUCAACCGACUGGCGUUCCGCUCCGCGGUCAGUUUGACGAAUCGCUCGAAGGUCACAAACAGCUGACCUACUCGACGUUCAUGCGACAACCCACGGAUCCCGGCGCGUACUACUGCCAACAACCGCCGGCCAUUUCAUACCCGCACGUUCACUUUGACGGCACGCAGGCCAUCUACCGCCGCAGUUCGUACGACGACAGUGACAUAACCCCGACGAACGAACUCGGCGACGCACAUCACCUGGCGCAGAUGCACCAGCAACAUCCGGCCCAGCACCAGCAGCCCUACUACCAGGGCGGCGGAACCCUGCCCGGCAGCAUCAACGCAACAGCUACGGCGUCCGGCCACAUCGAGAACGUCGAAAUGGCCACGGCAGCGCUGGACGCUAUGCACUUCUCCAACUACGCUUCCUUCCCGCACCAUCCGCUUAAAUACAAUCCCGCGACGAGCCAACCUCCAACCUCCCAACAGCCCCAGCCAAUCUACCACAAUCAGAUUAUCCUCCAGCAGCAAGCCGCUGCGCAGCAACAGCAAGCCGCUGCGGCCGCCGCAGCCGCCCUCUACUCCAACUACGCCGGCCAAACGCACCAGACGACGGUCGAGAUUCACAAGACCCAGCACGACAACAAGAGCAACUCCAGCCUCGAGUCGAUCGACCAGAUCCCGUUCGCCAACGAGAACGCCGGCACGAUCAAGCAGCGCUCGAUGAACCGCAUGGUCGAUCACCCCGCGCUGCACGAGCGGCCCCCAACCGCCGCCACCAUGCUCUCCCACUCGUCGUCCUCGACGUCCUCCUCCUCGUCGACGGGUUCCAUCACGACCACCCUGGCCGGCUGCAUCCAGCAGCUGUCGCCGCCUCAGGAAUCCGCCGGCGGCGUUGCGCCCAAUCAAAAUUGCUCAAACAGUGCCAGCGGGCCGGGCUCGUGCAGCACGUCGCCGACGCAGGCCGCGGCCGCUGCGGUCGUCGGAACGAACGUCCUCAACGACAUCGGCAACAUGCUGGCGAACCUGACGGACGAGCUGGACGCGAUGCUCGAGGAGGAGAACCGGGCCGGUAUCAGCGAUAUAGAUGUUCUUUGUACGGAGUCCCUCUCACUCACUCUUUAAUGGGCGUUAUCUCGUCCGAUGUCGAGAAGAUCUAGUAGGCGCACCCGUGAAGCGAAAUCAGCAAUAAUGGUAGUGAAGAAGAAAGGAACCAUGGGCACCAUGGCAACGGCAGACAAACAAACCCGCGGUGGAUCCAGCUCGGCGAAGCCUACUACUAGAUCCCAACCCGCCAUGGACCGCCACUCCGACUCGUCCCAGGAACCGAUGGACAUCAGCUCGUCGAUCAAUCGCAGCGGCACCAGUACCGACGCGAACAACUCCACCCUCAACAGCUUGCUGCUGCUGAACAAAUCCCGCCAGACGGCGGCCGAGUCGUCCGACAAUGUCGACUCGGACUCGGAAGAGCAGCAGGCCGGAGGUCGUCACCUGCGGCACCAGCGGGCGCAGAACCUCCACGCUCUGAUGGACAACAUGCUGCGCCGCAAGUUCCACAGCAUGAACAACAACAAUUACAGCGGCACGGAAAAGCGAUCACCGCCGACGCUACUCCAGCAGCACCUGUCGGCGGGUAGCGAAACCAACAACAACAACCAGACGUCAGAAGCGAACUCGGAAUAUGUCUGUCCAAUCUGCAGCACCGUGUCCGCGACCAAGCACGACUUUACCGAGCACAUCCGGUCGCACAACAACAGCGGCAAGGCGGCAGCGGAAGCCGGCACCACCGAGUUUGUGUGCAAGAUCUGCUCGAAGGUGCUGUCGUCGGCUUCGUCGCUGGAUCGGCACGUGCUGGUGCACACCGGGGAGCGCCCGUUCAACUGUAAGUACUGCCAGCUGACGUUCACGACGAACGGGAACAUGCACCGGCACAUGCGAACCCACAAGCAGUCCGAGCGGGAGAGUUACGAGAGUGACGCGUCGACGGACAGUGGAGGUGGGAGCAGCUCGGGGAUGUCGAACAAUAACAACAACGGGAGUUAUGGGAAUAACUACGAUGGGGAGGGGAAGCGGAAGAACAGUGACGAGAACGUGCACUACAAGCGGAAGAUCCGGACGAUCAACAACAAUCACUUGUUGGAUGGGAGUGUGACGGAGGGUGUGCAGAAGUUCUGCUGUCCGGUUUGCAUCCGGAACGACUUUUCGAGCAUGGUUAGUUUGGAGAACCACAUGGAUCGGGAGCAUCCGCAGAUUCCGGCCAAGUGCCGGCACUGCGAUGUGGUGUUCAAGAGUUACAAGGCGUUGAAUGCGCAUCGGUGCGGAAACAACAACUACCAGAACAUAACGCCGGGGUUUAAGGACCUGACGUUUGUGGACUUUUCCAGUGAAAAGUUCCCGCUGAUUGCGAAGAGCGUGUGCGAGCAGAGCAUCCGGACGCCGGUGACGAGUCAGAAGUUCGAGUGCUCCAAGUGCUACCGGGCGUUCCCGUGCUCGAAAACGCUCGACAUGCACACCAAGGACUGCGGAGUGUCCGAGUACGGAAGCAGCCCGACCGAGAAGCGCAAGUGGAAGACCAGUGAAGCUUCGUCGGAGGACGACCUCAAGCGGGACGACUUCUUCGCCAACCUGGACCUCCAGAACAAGUCCAUGUCGACGAACAUGAGCUCGAACGUGUCGGAAGCGCCAACCACGCCCUCCUCGCUGGACAAGUCGUUCUCCUCGCCGAUCAUCAAACAGGAACCGAACUACUACCACCACAGCGGUUCUACCUAUCCACAACAGCAAGACACCAAAGAUCUCGCGGACAUCCAGUCGAUCAUCAACGUUACCUCGUCCGGUGGCUUCUUCCGGCAGCAGCUGGACAAGGACCCGUACCCCAAACAGGAGGAGGAGGAAGCGCAGGACGCGUUCACGUCCGAGUUCCGCAAGAUGAAGCUCCGGGGCGAGUUCCCGUGCCGCCUUUGUACCGCUGUAUUCCCGAACCUGCGUGCCCUCAAGGGUCACAACCGCAUUCACGUGUCCGCCUCCGGACCCGGUCCGUACCGCUGUAACAUGUGCCCGUACCUCAUCAACGACAAGGCUACCCUGAUCCGGCACAUGCGAUCCCACAACGGCGAUCGGCCGUACGAGUGCGCCCUCUGCAACUACGCCUUCACCACGAAGGCUAACUGCGAGCGGCACCUGCGGAACCGUCACGGACGGACCACUCGUGAUGAGGUCAAACGCGCCAUCAUCUACCACCCCUCGGAGGACUCGUCCUGCGAGGAUCCUCUCAAAAAGCUGCAAAUGUUCAACACUCCCCCAACCGACUUUGAUCGCGAUCUGGAUGAUCACCCCUCGGACCGAAGCACUCCCGUUUCGCACCUCAAGGAGAUGCUCAUGCCCGUUCCGAUGAGUCUGGUGACCAAGAUUGACAAUACGCCGGUUCCCCCCACCACCCCAGCCAAGAUCCAGGUCAAGAGUCUGGAGAAGCUCAACCAGUUGACACCUCCGCAGGAGCAGGACUACGACAAGGAGCCGGAAACUCCGGAAACCCCCAUCGCCAAACCUAUGGAUCUCAGCAUGGACGCGCUGGACCUGAGCAAGAAGGCGGAACCUCCGAUGAUCACCCGUCGACUGGAGCACGACGCCGAUUCGGACCAUCCCCGAUCGGAAGACGACGAUCACGACGCGGAAGACGAGGACGAGGACGAAGCGCAGCUUCGCCAACCAGCCAAGAUCCCGAAGCUGGAUCUGUCCCUGCUCGAGAAGAACCAGCAGCAGCUGCUGAUGCAGCAAAAGUUCUUCAGCGAAGCCCUGUCCAAGAUGGACCCCGCGCACUACUUCCAGCUGAGCCAGCUGUACAGCCGCUUCCAGCUGCCAACGUUCCCGCUGCAUCCGCUGUUCCUGCAGAACCCGCUCUGCGCCCCCGGCGCACUCGGUGACUUGAAACUUCUUCCCAAAGAGUUCCCCAUGUUGCCACAAAUGUCCGGCGGCAGCCUCAUCGGCAACCCGUUCCACUCGCCCUCGGAAUCGCCCAAGAGCGUCGUUCCGGAACCGCAGUCCUCCGCACCCGCUCCUCCCUCCGCCAGUCCGGUUCCUCCGCCGAAACACACCUACCAUGCUCAACCCGCGCCACAGAGUUUGCCAAAGGUGCCGCAGGCACCGCCGUCGCAGCACCACCAUCUCCACCACCAGAUGCCUCAGGUUCCGCAACAAAUCCCGCAACCCCCUCCGCCACCACCCUCGCAAAUGCCCCCCAUCCCACUGGGAAACGGCCCCGUCAAGAUGGUCAUCAAGAACGGCGUCCUGAUGCCGAAGCAGAAGCAGCGUCGCUACCGCACCGAACGCCCCUUCGCCUGUGAGCACUGCUCGGCCCGCUUCACGCUCCGCUCGAACAUGGAGCGCCACAUCAAGCAGCAGCAUCCGCAGUUUUGGUCGCAGCGUCAGCGCGGCGGUCACCACAUGAUGCGGGGAGGGCGAAGCAGCGCAGCGGCUUCAGCUUCCGCAGUUCCUCCGCACCACCAAAUGGCAGCCGCCUUCGGCGGCAUCUCAGAACAGGUCAAGUACGCCAUCUUGGCGCAGCAAUCGAGCAAGGGAGGUCAGGUUGGCGGGGGCGGCAGCAGCAUGCUGCAGAACAUCAUUGCUCAAGGACAGAACCCGUUCGGGCUGCAUCCGGCGCAGAUGAUGGCGGCGCAGCCGCGUGCUGACAACCACCAUCACGUCAACAACGGGCACGGAGCGGACGACGAGGAGGAGGAGGACGAGCGCGAGCUCGUCAUCGAUGAGGAGUUCCACGCGGAAGAUUUGACCAAGGGCAACGAGAGCGAGGACGAGGAGGAGCCGGAGGAAGAGGUUGUGGAGCCGAAGCGGGAGAGUCCCGUCUUCCAGCACCACAUCCUGAAGCAGAAGCUGGAGGAGACGAAGGAGCAGCGACAGCAGGCGGCCAAGGCCGUUGCCGACGGGAUUCUCGAACAGGCCAUGCGUCAGCGGAAGGAGCAGGAAGCUGCUGCAGCAGCUGCUGCCGCAGCUCCAACCCCCGCCAAAGCCGACAACAAGGAGGAAGCGGACCUGGUGCCGGUGGCCAAGCUCGUCGACAACGCCACCAACGUCGCGUUCGAGAACUACUUCAGCAGACCUGAGGUUCCGCUGUCGCAGGACCAGAGCGACGAGGAGGGUCUGGUCGCGUCGGGGUCCGCCUCGGAGAGCAACAACUCCGGCACGGACGACCCGCACCCGCUGUCGGCGCGCGAGCAGAACAAGAAAAAGUCCGCGUACAGCCUGGCGCCGAACCGGGUCAGCUGCCCGUACUGCCAGCGGAUGUUCCCGUGGUCCAGCUCGCUGCGGCGCCACAUCCUGACCCACACCGGCCAGAAGCCGUUCAAGUGCUCGCAGUGCACACUGCUCUUCACCACCAAAUCCAACUGUGACCGGCACCUGCUGCGCAAGCACGGCGACGUCGAAACGGCCAUGUCCAUCCCGGUGCCGAUUGACGAUCUGCUCGAUCAGCCGGAACCGGUUCCGGUAGCUGUCGCCGAAGCCGCCAUUGCCAACAAAUCCAAAGCCACACCGCCGUCGUCGCGUCCGGUCAGUCCCAAGCCUGCUCAAAAGAUGACGAAGAAGAAGAGGACGAGGAGGAGGAGGACGAGGAUGAAGACGAUCAGGAAGAGGAGGUUGAGGAGCCGCCGACCGUGAAAGCGCUGCAAGCGCCGGAGGGAGAGGAACCUGAACCCAUUCCAUCGCCGGAGCCAAAAAUCAAGCUGGAGGAGCCGGAGGUUGCGACCGCCGACGAGAACAGCUGCUCGAUCCCGCCGAUUG